AUGGAGGUGGACGAGUUGCUCAAGAUGCUCCAGUUGAGUGAGGAAGAGAAGGACGGCGUGGUGCUGGCAAAAGAGGACCGGGAGAACCUCCCUGCAGUGAAGUGGAUGGCGGCGGCAAAACUCCUCACAGCAAAGGAGUUCAGCGUGACCUCGCUGGUGUCCACCAUGCGUUCGGCGUGGAACCCAGCCAGGGAAGUGACCUUUCGGUCAAUUGGCAAGAAUCUGUUGGUUGUCCAGGCGUUCUGCCUGGGGGACUGGAAGCGUAUUAUGGAGGACGGCCCCUGGAUUUUCAGGGGAUACGCAUUGAUGCUUGAGGAGCUCGACGGAUCGACAAUAAUCCCCAGCGAGAUGCCAAGGUGCUUGGUGGGGGAGGUGCAGGAGAUCGAGAUGAAGGCAAUUGCAUCGAGGACCGGGGACUUCCAUCGAGUCCGGGUGAAGCUUGCUGCUGCAAAACCCCUGAUUCGGGUGGUGACCCUUGCUCCCGAGGGACAGGUCAAGAUUUUGCUCCAAGUGAAGUAUGAGAAGCUUCCUCGGUUUUGCGCCCACUGCGGGCUGAUGGGACACGUUCAUCUCGAGUGUGGCGCUCGGGAGUACACGGAGAAGGAUCUUCAGUUUGGAUCGUGGAUGGUUGCUGAUGCGGAAUCUUGGCACCCUGGCACGCCGAGGUUCCGAUCCUUAGCGCCAGGUGAUCGGGAGAUGCCGAGGGAUGGCGGCGGACGUGGUGGUGUGAAACCAACACGGGGUGGACGUGGUCAGGUCGGUGGGCGUGGUGGCCGCGGUCCCAUGUGGAAAGCGAAGGCGACUACGACGUCUGAAUCAAGUUCCAGGAAACGAACCUCGGCAGACGUCGGUGAUGAUAACAAAGAUGACAAGGAGCUGGAUGACAUGGCCUCGAGCCCUGCCAAGACAGCCGCACAGGCAGGCGUGGGGGAGGAACCACCUACCCCCCACCCCCCCACCCCCCCACCCCCGGAAUAUAAAUCGCCGAGGGAAAUCAAGCGUGCAAAGAGGACAGAGGAGAAGAAAGCGACGAGUGCAAAGGACAUUGAUGGGGCGGGCUCCCUCGAGGAGUGCCGCCAUCCCCAAUGA
Messenger RNA from Miscanthus lutarioriparius, 1089 nucleotides. The record is from the annotation of a GenBank genome assembly. Lineage: Eukaryota; Viridiplantae; Streptophyta; Magnoliopsida; Poales; Poaceae.